This is a messenger RNA of Thlaspi arvense, 1313 nucleotides long. The record is from the annotation of a GenBank genome assembly. NCBI's taxonomy places the organism in Eukaryota, Viridiplantae, Streptophyta, Magnoliopsida, Brassicales, Brassicaceae.
UGGUACAUAGAGGGGCAUUUUGGUAAAUUUCGUGUAGAACGACUUGAGAAAGUCGUCUCAUAAGAGACUAUUUCCGAGGAAGGAAGACGAUGAUACACAGAUACAGAUUCAGGCAGUGAUGGGGAAAAAUCGGCGCGUCGUUUCUACAGGAAAAGGUGGAGGAGGGAUCGUCUCUCGUUCUUCACCGUUCGAUUCCUUGCCGGAGGAUUGCAUCUCCAACAUAAUCUCCUUCACAAGUCCGAGGGAAGCGUGCGUCGUCGCCUCGGUUUCGAAAACAUCUAAAUCGGCGGCCAAGUCGGAUAUCGUAUGGGAGAAGUUUCUGCCGCGGGAGUAUCCAUCUCUGAUUCCUCCAUCGCGAGUUUUCACAUCGAAGAUGGAGCUCUAUUUCGCUUUAUGCGACGAUCCUGUUCUAAUCGAUGACGGCUUAAAGAGCUUCUGGUUAGAGAAAGCGAGUGGGAAGAAGUGUAUCAUGUUAUCUGCGAUGAGCCUCUCAGUUACAUGGGGAGAUGAUCCACGGUAUUGGCUAUGGGAUCCAAGUCCUGGAGCUAGGUUUGAAAAAGUACUAGAGCUCAUCGAUGUAUGCUGGUUCGAGAUUUGUGGCAGGGUGAAUACUCGUGCCCUUUCUCCAGGAACUCGAUACUCGGCUUACGUCGUGUUCAAGAAAGCGGAUCAUAGUUACGGCUUUGAAGGCGUGGCCAUAGAAGCUGGAGUUGGAGUGGUUGGACAGGAAGCUUCUACAAGAUUCAUAUGCUUUGAUGCAGGUGCGGGUGGACGGGAAGCUUCUACAAGGAGGAGGAGGCGAAGGAGGAACAUUGUCAAACCAGAGGAGAGGGGAGAUGGGUGGAUGGAGAUAGAGCUUGGGGGGUUCUUCAGUGGAGGAGGCGUAUGUGAUGAAAUUGAGAUGAGUGCUUUAGAGACUAAGCGUCUCCAUUGGAAGAGUGGCUUGAUCAUUCUGGGAAUUGAAAUCCGACCUGCGAGAAUCGUCUGAAAGUGGUGCCGAGAACCAGUGGUUGAUGGAUCAUGGCCGCUCAUCUAUUGGUCUCGUCAUUGUUGAGCUCCGACUUUGUUCUUUGAAGUUCCUGCUGCUGUUAAAGAGUGGUUCGAUGGCUCGGGUUAUGUUUUGGUUUGAGUCGAAAUUUGUAUACUUUGAUGUAACCCAGGAAUCGAAGUUGUGGAUUUGUAAUGUUUCUGAAUCUGGAUUUUUGAUUUUAAUUUUGUCAUCAAUCUCACUGACAAACAAUUUUAAUGAAGAGAAAACAGUGUUUCUAUUUACCAUUUGCAAUAAUUUUGUAGACAUUUUAUUACAAUCAAAU